AUGCAUAUCAUCGUAAUCGGUUGUGGUCUUGCUGGACUCACGGUAUCGAUAGGGCUGGCAAAAGGAGGACACGAUGUAACCAUCGUCGAGAGCGUCGACAAGUAUAUCGAGAAAUACUGUGUUGAGCCGGUUGACCUGAGGAUGAUGAGAUGGCGAAAUGGCCAAAAGUUGGUCGAGGUCCCCUUGAAAGGGCAUGCACGCGAUGCAUAUGGUGCGCCAUACUGGCAUAUCCACCGGGCAGACCUCCAUCGCGGUCUUCUAGAAGCAGCGACGGAGCUAGGGUGCAGGGUACAUCUAGACAAUCGAGUAACAUCCAUUGAUCCCUCAAAACCAUCACUUGUCACCAAGGGUGGAAGGACAUUCAAAGGGGAUCUAAUCGUUGCGUCUGAUGGGCUUCAUUCAAUGGCCCGCUCAACUGUUCUUGGCCAGCCGGGGCCUCCUGUGCCUACGGGACAGAUGGUUUACCGCGUCACCCUUCCCGCGAAGACUCUGCAAGGGAUUCCGGAGCUGGAGGAUAUAACAACGGUGCCCCGAAAUAACCACUGGCUUGGCCCGAACGGAACGGUGCUUUCAUAUUUGUUGGAAGGUAUUAGCGAUACCUUGAUAAACUUUGUGUUUACUUGUGAUAGCGACGGUUAUAUGCCGGACGGGGUUAACCAGAGGCCUGGCAAGAUGGAAGAUGUGCGCGACCGAUUCCGCGAAUGGGAUCCAAGGAUCUUGAGAAUGCUCGAACACGAAGGCCAGGUUUUGGAAUGGAGACUCUUCACCCACGAAGAAUUGCCCAACUGGGUCCACGACUCAGGCAAAUUGUGCCUUAUUGGUGAUGCCGCGCAUGCGAUGACGCCGUAUCUCGCCCAAGGAGCCGCAAUGGGGAUCGAAGAUUCCGCGAUUCUGGCUGGCCUGCUCGUAAAAUAUCCUUCUGUCGACACACUACACGAGACCCUCCUUCUGUACGAGAAGGCGCGAUUGAAGCGAACGGCUAAGGUAGCAAAUGCAUCUAUCGACUCGAGAAAUUUUACUCAGAUGCCAGACGGUCCCAAACAGCAGGAACGGGACGAGUAUUUGCUGGCACACCCUGGCAUACAGAGUGGGCACCGCAACAUUCGGUCCCAGACAGAGUUCUUGGACUGGUUAUUUGGAUAUGAUGCCUAUGAAGCGUUACAAGAUAUCCCACCGCUGCAAACGAGUUAG
Molecule: messenger RNA, 1191 nt
Organism: Venustampulla echinocandica
Lineage: Eukaryota; Fungi; Ascomycota; Leotiomycetes; Helotiales; Pleuroascaceae
Exons: 8
Coding region: 1-1191 (396 amino acids)
Biological process (GO): secondary metabolite biosynthetic process
Molecular function (GO): FAD binding; monooxygenase activity
Source: RefSeq, a predicted model, not a curated record